Thyridium curvatum is the source of this 2160-nucleotide messenger RNA. RefSeq lists its product as uncharacterized. The transcript has 3 exons. The record is from RefSeq and is a predicted model, not a curated record. NCBI's taxonomy places the organism in Eukaryota, Fungi, Ascomycota, Sordariomycetes, Thyridiales, Thyridiaceae. The coding region runs from base 1 to 2160 and encodes 719 amino acids.
AUGGAUUCCUCGCACGACGACAACCCCUACUUCAGCCAGGCCCAGCGCCCGCGGCCACGCUCGGCGUCCUUGGCCGAGAGCAGCCAGAGGCCGGGCCUGCCGGCAUUUCAAAUACCCAGCAGCCGCGCCCGCAAUGUCCAAUUUCGACCCUUGGACCGCCAGCAAUCCUCUGUCCGCCUGCGACGGCUACGAGUGCCAAUGGCCGCGGCACCCACAGCAGCAGUAGCACCGGACCUCAGCCCCAUCACUGACCAGCCCGAGCCUACCGGACUGCCCCAGCAGGACCAGAUCACAGUCGCCGGCCGCCGGCGGGCCUCCUCCGAGCCUCGGCGCUCGACCGGUGACCAGAGCAUCACCACGGCCGAUAUCAUGAAACCGCUUCCUGCCCUGCCGGAACAUAACCUUACCCCGGGCCCUCGCGACGAGCCCGCGCUCACCCCGGCCACCACCAACAUUCUCGACUUCCAAACUGACCAACCACCGUACGCCUUCCACCCCGAACAUUUGACUGUGGAGGAGCAGGCCCGGAUACCACGUUCUCGUCGCGGAACCAUUGGCUCAAUCCGCGAUUUGGCCAGGAGACGACAUGCUGCACAUCAGAGACAGGAGCCCGGACCAGAGGAUGAAUAUGACUCGAGGAUCGUGGAUUUACUGGAUGUUAUUGAUCCCGAAGUUUCAACGCUUUCCUCCAUUACCAAUGUCCAGAAUUCGCUCUUCGUUCCUUCUCUUGGAAGAUGGAUAGACCGAAGACCUACCUACGACCUGUCCGAAUACCCCGCGCCGCCAGGUGCCUAUCCGUCGUCAUCGGAAGAGGAUAUCUCAGUAUCGGAGGAGGGUCCGGAGGAGCCGGCUCAGCCGGGUCUGAGGCGCUCCCACAGUUUCUCUACCGUCCUCACAGCACCUCAAUACGCGAUUCUCCCCGACAAUGCGACGCUAGAAGGUUGGACGGCACAGGAUAUCAAGUUGCUGAACGACCACGUCCGCCACAUGCUUCACUCCAAGAGAUCCAAGCUCAAGCAGCGUAUGCGGGCCUUUGGGAAAUACGUCAGGAGACCCCUUGGUUUCUUCAUCACCCUCUACGCCACACUCAUCACUCUUUUUGGCCUCGCCUGGGUGCUCUUCCUCAUCGGUUGGAUCUAUGUCGGUUCUGAACGGCAGCCGUAUAUCAUCAACGUCAUCGACAAUGUCCUCGUCGCCUUGUUUGCCAUCAUGGGUGACGGCCUCGCACCCUUCCGUGCCGUGGAUACUUACCAUAUGAUUUUUAUAGCGCAUUACCAUCGCAAGACCUGGAAAAUACGCAAGCGGUUGCUCCUUUCCGACCUGAAAGACCACAACGACCUUCCCACAGAAGGCGCCUUCACCGACGCAUCUGAUCUCGAAGCUGCUCUUCGCACCUCCAGUACCAACGACGGCGAGCCCCUGUCCCUUGACAACAUCGCUGUCUUGCCGCCCAAGCAGCAGGACCGCCUGGUGCACCACCAACAGAAGCUUGCCAAGUCGCAUACAUUCUACAAGCCGCACGAGACCGAGACCCACCGCGCGUUCCCCCUGCAUCUGCUCAUCGUGAUCAUCUGCCUGUUGGACCUGCACAGCUGCCUACAGAUCUCGCUUGGCGCCGUCACGUGGGGUACCGACUGGCAUACGCGCUCCGCGGUGCCGACAACUACGAUCCUGUGCUGCUCCAUCACGGCCAACUGCUGCGCCGGUAUCCUGAUUGCUAUCGGCGACAGGCGCACGCGCAAGAAGGAGGUUAUUGAGCGCAUGUUCAAGCAGGACCUGACGAGGCAGGCGAUGCGCAAAGUGCAGAAGCGAAACCGCAAGGCCGAGGAGAAGGCGGCGAGACGCAGCGAGGACCGGGAGGGGUUCAGGGAGAAGCUGCAGGAAGGCUUGCCGUGGCUCGAGGGGGCGGGCCGGAAGAGCUCCGACCUCAGCCGGAAGGGCGGUGCCGGGGCGGGGUCCCCGACGGCCGGGUCUGGGGAACCGCGAAAGAGUCGUGACCUCGCAGGCCGAUUUAAUGUUGCGGCGUCCGGGCCGGCCGGUAUGAGGAAGAGCUUUGACAUGGUGAGGAAACCCUUGAGGAGGAGUGAGGACAGGAUACCGCCGCGGAGGAGCGAGGAUGUGGGCCGGGUGCCCGGAGGAUUCCCCUCGUCGCCUGCGUAG